Eurytemora carolleeae is the source of this 441-nucleotide messenger RNA. RefSeq lists its product as uncharacterized. Lineage: Eukaryota; Metazoa; Arthropoda; Copepoda; Calanoida; Temoridae. Bases 1 to 441 code for a protein of 146 amino acids. The record is from RefSeq and is a predicted model, not a curated record. The transcript is spliced from 4 exons.
AUGAAGAUCUACACAACCUUCGACGAUAACAAGAUUGCGAAUAAGAAGGCAUAUUGUGGAACUGGAGCAAUGAUAAAUCUCAUCAAGAUUCUCAAAGAUCUUGAAGCGGUCAGUUUCAAGCGUACAGAAUCCGCUAGUGCCGAGCAGAGUUUAGAUGAAGGGUCGUUGCAGAGUUCAGACGAAGGGUCCGACCCUAGGAUUCAGACUCUGCAGAUUAUUAUAAAUAUUCUGGACUCUGAACAGAAUAUGGGGACGUUUCUCACUAGAUUCUUGUCGGUGGAGACAUUUGCAAUUCUGCUCAAGUGUAUAAGAUCUAGUAGAAGCGAAGAGAAAAAUGCAGCAGUCUCUAUAAUGUCAAGUAUCGCCAGUAGGACAGGGAUAUGUCUGAUUAAUCAAACCGAUCUGAAUAUUCUCCUAGAUCUUUACAAUAAUUCAGGUUAG